CCGGGGAAGUUCUAGUCUGUUCUGCCUCGCGGCUGCCGCCCCCUUCCACACGGUGUGGCCGAGGGAGCGCCUGUCCCUGCAACCCCGCCGCCGCCUUCGCCGCGCCCGCCGCCUGCCCCCGCUUCCCCGCCAUGGACCCCCGCAAAGUGAGCGAGCUCCGGGCCUUCGUGAAGAUGUGUAGGCAGGACCCGAGCGUCCUGCACAGCGAGGAAAUGCGCUUCCUGCGGGAGUGGGUGGAGAGCAUGGGAGGUAAAAUACCACCUGCUACUCAUAAAACUAAAUCAGAAGAAAAUAAGGAGGAAAAAACAGAUAGAAAGAAGGUGGAGGAAGACAUAAAGACAGAUGAACCAUCAAGUGAGGAAAGUGACCUAGAAAUCGACAAUGAGGGUGUGAUUGAACCAGACACUGACGUCCCUCAAGAAAUGGGAGAUGAAAAUGUAGAGAUAACUGACGAGAUGAUGGAUCAGGCAAAUGACAAAAAAGUGGCUGCUAUUGAUGCCCUAAAUGAUGGUGAACUACAGAAAGCCAUAGACUUGUUCACAGAUGCCAUCAAGCUGAAUCCUCGUUUGGCCAUUCUGUAUGCCAAGAGAGCCAGUGUCUUCAUCAAAUUACAGAAGCCAAAUGCUGCCAUCCGAGACUGUGACAGAGCUAUUGAAAUAAAUCCUGAUUCAGCUCAGCCUUACAAGUGGCGAGGGAAGGCACACAGACUUCUGGGCCACUGGGAGGAAGCAGCCCAUGAUCUUGCCCUUGCAUGUAAAUUGGAUUAUGAUGAAGAUGCUAGUGCAAUGCUGAAAGAAGUUCAACCAAAGGCCCAGAAAAUUGCAGAACAUCGGAGAAAGUAUGAGCGGAAACGGGAAGAGCGAGAGAUCAAAGAAAGAAUGGAAAGGGUUAAGAAGGCUCGGGAAGAACAUGAGAAAGCCCAGAGGGAGGAAGAAGCUAGACGACAAUCAGGAGCUCAGUAUGGCUCUUUUCCAGGUGGCUUUCCUGGGGGAAUGCCUGGUAAUUUUCCUGGAGGAAUGCCUGGAAUGGGAGGAGGCAUGCCUGGAAUGGCAGGAAUGCCUGGGCUCAAUGAAAUUCUUAGUGAUCCAGAGGUUCUUGCAGCCAUGCAGGAUCCAGAAGUUAUGGUGGCCUUCCAGGAUGUGGCUCAGAACCCAGCAAAUAUGUCAAAAUAUCAGAGCAACCCAAAGGUUAUGAAUCUCAUCAGUAAAUUGUCAGCCAAAUUUGGAGGUCAAGCAUAAUGCCCUUCUGACAAAUAAAGCCCUUGCUGAAGGAAAAGCAACUUGGAUCACCCAAUGGAUGUCGCAAUAAUACAAACCAGUGUACCUCUGACCUUCUCAUGAAGAAAGCUGGGGUGCUUUGAAGAGAAUCCCUACCCCUCUGCCCCAAAUGCAGCUGUAACAUUUCACAGUGGUUUGCCAUUAUGGUAUUCGUCCAGAUAAUGUUUUCCUACUAGGAAUUACAAAGUUUAAACACUUUAAACCUUAAAAAUACUUAAAAACAAAUUAAAAGGGUGUGUUAAACCCUACAUUUUUCUUUACUAAUCAUUUUGGUGUUUUCCUUUGAAUUAAUUGGGCAAAAGAUACUUCAGAAUGGAAGAUUUAUUGCUCAGUUAGAGUGAAGUAAAGGUUUAUUAGUGGAAAGCAAAUAUAACAUUUAAAUAAAGCUUGAGUUAGAUAUAUGGCUUACCUCAGUAACCAUAUAUUGUAACCAUUUCGAUUUCUCUUUUUAAAUGCUUUAUUUAAAAAAAAUGAUUUAUUUUGAUAAAACUACUGGGACCUGGGUAGGGACUGGAAGUACUAGGCAGGGCAGCAGCAAUCUUACUACAUUUUAUAUAACACGUACCCUUGUGCAGAUGCAUUUAAAUCUUACACUGGUGAAGGGGUGAUUUUUAUAAUGCUGCAGUAGAGUUGGAUUACUUAGCUCUGUUCUUGUCUGAUAAAUCAAAUAAAUGUUUCAUAUUAUUUCCACAUAGGGGAAAUAAGGAAUACUUUUCUUUUUAUAUUUCUAUGUUUAAAAUUACCUUUUCUGGUCAAAAAAUAACCAACUCGUCAGCUUUCUACUUGUUUUUACAUUUCCCUUUCUCUUGGGCUAAAGAUAGUCCUUUUUCACUAGCAUCAUCACUGCUAGUGAAUAAUUCACAGCAUAAUUGUGCAAGCAUAUUUAAUGCUGGGUUUAAUUUAAUAUGUAAUACAUAUAGUGACUGACUAUGUAGGGUAAUACCCAUAACAGCUGUAGUUUCCUACUUGGCCAGGAGAAUUCAUAUUUAAGUAUUAGAUUUCUACUUUGGUGAAAUCUUAUAUCAGAAGAUGUUGGAAGGAGGGAUUCCCUUUGGUGUUUGGUCUUUUACUUAGGAAAUAUCAGUUGAGUUUAUCUUUGUAUUUUGGAGAGAGUCUGAGGUUUGAAUUACUUGAAAUAAAUAGAGGGGAACCUAAGUUUUUGCUCCAACAUGAAUUAUAAACUUGAUGAGAUCCAUGGUUCUUUAUUGUAGAGUUGUUGGUAUUAUAAAGGAUUCAUUGUUCUCUUAUUCAGCUCUGAAAUACUGCAACCAUAUUUUCACCUCUUUUUCCCUCUCCAAGGAUAAAGAAAAUGAUAAAUUUUCUGUUGUAUAUUCAGUUCCUAUAUUAAAUGAGACUAAGUCCAGGCACUGUACAAGGAAUUUUUAGGUUUCUACCUAUCUUUCAUUUAAAUGCUAAUGUACUUUGCUUAUUUGAAGAAUCAGUGGUAGGAACAGUAAAGUAAUUCCAUUGAAUACAUUUUUUAAAUAGCACACAUCUGAAAUUAAAGUCAAUUCAGAUUCUAAUCCUUUGCUGUACACAAGCAGAUAGAAAUGCAUCUUAUAUAAGAGAAAAAGCUGUAUGCUAAUUAAGCAUGCUUUUUAAACCCUUUAAAAAUACUCAGCAUAUAAACUUAGCAUUUGAGCUUGCCAGUGUUCUUUUUGUUAAUGUGUGUUCUUUCUCAAAAUUUCCAAUGUAGGCUGUGAAUAACUCAAGAAGACCAGUUGCUUUUGAAUUCCUUAUUUGAUUUAUUUACUUGACUACACAUUACCUAAGUAUAUUCUAACAUUGCAAAUAUUAACCAUAAAUGGGUAAAACUAAAACUGGUCUUCUGAAAAUGUGUUCUGUGCUUUUAGACUUUUAAGUUCCACAAAUAAAAAAUACAUUCAUUUUCAUAGAAACUCAAUAUAUCAUUUUAAACAAAUGUUCUUUUUUUGUGCUAAUAAUGCUGUAAGAAGGAAAAAGUAAAGGGUUUUUCCUGCUUAAAACUAUAUAGUUGUUGGAUAUUUCUAGCUACAUUAAAAAUAAAGUAUGGUUUCAAACUGGA
This is a messenger RNA of Myotis lucifugus (little brown bat), 3321 nucleotides long. It is a transcript of the gene ST13, whose product is annotated as ST13, Hsp70 interacting protein. The record is from RefSeq and is a predicted model, not a curated record. NCBI's taxonomy places the organism in Eukaryota, Metazoa, Chordata, Mammalia, Chiroptera, Vespertilionidae. Gene Ontology annotation, molecular function: protein dimerization activity; Hsp70 protein binding. Bases 132 to 1238 code for a protein of 368 amino acids. The transcript is spliced from 12 exons.